AAAGAACAGCAUUCAUUCAGGGCGCGUAUCCAGCACCAAAAUUAUAACAACAACAACGCAUGGGAUUAAAUUCUUGGCCCAAUAGCACCUAGUCCCGAGGCUUGACAAGGCCUGCACAUUCGCUCGGCAUUCCGGUCACGCACCAAAGGACUUGUCAAGUAGCGCUAACGAGCAGGAGCUAUCAACAGCUAAGAAUUGGGAUGGCUGGAAUGCGGCAAAACAGAGGACUAUAGAGGACGCCGGAAGACGUGUGCCGACGGGCAGGACGAGCCACCCCGUCCCCGUGUGCCAGUCCACGAGCGCCAGCAGGGGUGAAGGGCGGUGCGGGCAGCCGUCUGUGGGGACACGGGCCUCAGAACUCGCUCGCCCGUGACGCGGGUGCGGCCGUCACGAUAUCCCGCUGGCGGGUCCGGAGCAGGGGGCGUUAGGGCCAGCGCGCAGGGCCCCCCUCCCGGCCUGACUGGGCGCCGCCACCACGGCCGGCGAUGCCCCUGCGGCUGAAGCGGGACAAGGAUAAAGACAAGUCCAGCGGCGGCGCGCCUGGCACCUCGGGCACAGCGCCCGUCAGCUCCAAUCCAGUCGCGUUCGCGGAUGCGCCUGGGGUCGCCGCCGCUACGGCGGCAGCUACAGCGGCGACCGCCGCUGCUACAGCUGCCGCAGGCAGUGCCAGCGGAGCUGUAGCACCAGCUCACCAGCAGCAGCGGCUGCUGAGCACCAUUGACAGCACCGGCACCGCCAGUCCCAGCGAGGGCUCGAGGUCCAUCGGCCUCGCGCACCCGCCAGGCAUCGCCUCGCCCUUUGAUACCGCCUCCGUUGCUGCAGGGAAGCAGGUCGCUCCCGGCCGCAGCGCAGCUGCCCCGCUGGCUAUUGCUACCGCUGCUGCUGCGCCGACCGCAGGGAGUAGUUGCGGGACGCCGUCAGGCAAGUCGGCGAAAACGCGGCUGUUCGGUCGCUCCGCAGCCGCGGCGAGCCAGGGCGGUGCCGCAGGCGGAGAGGGCGGAGAGGUGCGCAGUGGCGGCGGCCUCGCUCGCGUCAUGCGGCUCCUGUCUACCAACAAAUCGACGUCGUCGGCUGCGGCGGUAGCGACGAGUGCUACUGCUGCCGCUGCUGCCGCGGCGGCGGCGGGUACAGCAGCAGGGGGCGGCGCGCAGCCGGUGUCGCCUGUCGCGUCUGCAGCGGGCGCCGGAUGGGGCCCCGGUGGUGGGGACACCGCGAGCAGGACGGGCUCUGCGCCGCCGGUCCAGCAGGCCCAGCAGCCCAGCAGCAGCAACUCCGGCAGGCGGUGGGCGGGCCUGCUGCGCAUGACGCGCGACGAUGGCGCCAGCGCCGGUGGCGGCGGUGGCGGCGGCGCCUCCGUCUCCAUCUCCACGUCGCAGCCGCAUGACCAACUGCUGUUGACCGCCGCCACUGGCAUCACCGGCAUCACCAGCGGCGGCGCCGGCGUCGGCAUGACCACCCUGAUGAUGACAGACACGGCCGGCAGCAUCGCCAGCGGCGCAGGCGCCUGCGGCGCCUCAGCCGCCGCCUCGGCGGCGCGCGACGGCCACGCCCUGCUGGACGCCGCGCCCGCCGCCGCCGCGGCAGCGGCGGGAGCGGGAGCACUGCUGUCGUCCAGCCAGGGCUACGGGUUUCGGGGCACGACGCGCCCGUCUGUGCUGAACCCGGGCGCGUGGCGGGAGCUCUCGCAAGGGCAGCACCCUAUGAGCCCGGCGUCGGGCACGGAGGGCGGGGGGCUGGGACCGGACUCGAUACACAGCGGCGAGGAUACGGUGGAGCGGCUCAACCGGUUCCGCAAGGCCUCCGGCCGCAACAUGCGGCCUAGCCUGGAACGCUCGGUGCAGCACAACCGGCUGCAGCAGCAAGGCGGCGGCCAGGGAGCCAGCAGCACGCCCACCAGCGGCGUCGGGGGCGUGGCAGGAGGGGGUGCGGGAGGCGGGGGAGGAGGUGCCGGCACGGGCCACCAACGCGACACCGCCAGCAGCAUCCUAUUGAACAGCACCAUGGAGAGCGGGCUACCGCGCGAUUCGUUCGAGAGCGACUGGGACGUUAUGGGCGGCGACGGCGACAUCAACGCCAUGUCCGCCGCCGGCAUCAGCACCUCGCUCUACACCGGCGGCGGCGGCGGAGGGCUGGGCGGCGGAGGGCUGGACGGCAACAGCGGCGGCCCCGGCAUCAACAAGGCGCUGUUGGCGGCGGUGGGCACGUUGCACGCGGCGUCCAACGGCGACAGCGGUGACGCGUUCGGGGGCGGCGGCCGCAACGCGGCGGACAAGGCGCGGCGGCAGGGCGGGCGCCCCGGCGGCAACGCAGCCGCACGCGACGGCGGGCCCUCCGACCAGCAGCGCCAGCAAUCAGGCGCAGGCGGAGGCGGCGGUGGCGGGAUGGGCAGGGCGGCCGGCGGCAACUCCACUUCCACCUCGGGCGCAGGCGGCGGCGGGGGCGGCGGCGGCGGCGGCGGGGGCCAGGACGUCGGCACGGCGGCGCGCGGCGGCGGCGGUGGCUUGCGCGGCCCUGGGGCCACGCUCUCCGGCGGCACGGGCACGGGCACAACGUCUUCUGGCACGGUGCCGUUGGACCUAUCCUUCAAUCCGGACCGUCAGGGCGGUAUGGCCGGCGGCAGGAGGCUGGGGAUGGUGCGCCGAGAGCGCAGCGAUCGGGACCGCUUCCGCCGCUGGCGGCGCGGCAGUGCCGGUGGCGGCGGAAGCGGCGACGGCGGCAGCGACGACGAUUACGGCGACGCUGACGAGGACGACGCCGGCCGCCGCCGCAGCGACGACCCGGCGGCGCCGCCGUCGCGCCGCCUCAGCCGUGACCCGGCGGCCGGCGAUGGCGGCGGCGGCGCCAAGAGCAGGGCUGCCGGUAGCGCGCCCAGCCCUGAGGAUCUCUUGGCUGCCCAGAUGAUAGCGCUGCAGAACCGCAUCAAUGCACUGACAGAUGAGGAUUUGCUGAACCCCUCUGCCAAGCUGGGCUUUGUCAGCCCCUCGGCAGCGGCAGCGGCGGCACCGCCGCCGCCGCCGCCCGGUACGGCGCAGCUGACGAUGCUGCAGUCGUACGUACAGCCCGCCGCCGCCAUGGGCGGUCUGAAUGCCGGCAUGAGUAAUGCGGCGCUGCCGUACCUGCCCAGCAGCGGCGGCACGGAGGGGCCUGGCGGCGGCGGCGGGAUGCCGCACUCUGUGUACAGCCACCAACUGCCGCUGAUCCAGGGCUCGUACGGCCACCAUCAGUCCCACCACCACCCGCUGUCUCCGCACCACGUCUCGGCACAGCAGCAGCAGCUACAGCAGCAGCAACAGCAGCAGCAAAACUACCAACAACAGCAGCAGCAAAACUACCAACAACAGCAACAGCAGCAGUUUCAGCAGCAGGUGCAUGCGCUGCACCAACAAAUGCAGCAACAGCAGCACAUGGUGGGAAUGUAUGGCGGCAUGGGGCUCGGCGGCAUGCCGCAGCAAGUCCAGCAGCACCAGCAGUACCAGCAGCAGUACGGGGCAGGCUCGUUGGCACAGGUGCCGGGUAGCAUGCUGUUCGGCGGCGGCGGAUCCGGGAUCCUACCUCAAGGGCCGUACGGCGUUAUGGGUGGCGGCGGCGGCGGCCCAAUGCAGUUGCAGACGGCGGUGACGGCGCCGCUGCCGCCGUCCAUGCACUUGUCACCGGCGCCGACGGGGUACGGCGGCGGACCCGGCGCCGGUGGCGGCAUGCUGCCGCAGGGCGGGAUGGGCGGUGGCGGUGGCAGUGGCGCGCCCGGCAGCAACGCCGGCGGCGGUGGCGGCGGCGGCAUGGGCGCACUCGACGCGCUGUCCGCCUUCCUCGGCGGCCCACCGUCACGUGCGGCCAGCAUGUACGACGGCGGUACGGGCACGUUGAUGAACACUGGCGGCGCCGCCGCCGGCGGCCCCGGCUCCCAGGCCUCUGCCAUCGCCGCCGCGCUGCGCUACGGCUCGCCCGCCUCCGCCAACGGCACCAUGGGUCGCGCCAGCGGCGUGCCCCCGACAAUGAUGCGAUCCAUGCAAUCCAUCAACGAGGACAGCGGUUACCCCGCAUCAGGGCACGGCGGCGCUGGCGCCGCUGGCGUCGCCGCCGGUGCCGCCGCGGUGGGCUUGAACCCCCUGCAGGUGGGCGGCUCCAGCCACCGGCUGGCGUUGAGCAACACACGCACCGGCCUGCCGCUGACGGAUGAGCCCGCCGGCCCCAGUGUGCUGUUGUUAGGGCGCAACGACGGCACCUCGCAGCGGCCCGCCAGCUCACGCGCCGGCGACGUCACGGCUGGCGGCGGCGUCGGCGGCAGCACGCCCGGCGGGCUGCAGCCCGGGCAGCUGUUCUCCACGGACGGCAGUAGCAACGGCGACAAGUCGGGACCCACGGGUGCCGGGCGGCAGGGGCUAACCGGCGCAGUGGGCACCGUCGUCGGCGUCGUUGGCGGCGGCGGCAGCAGCAACGGCAGAACGGGCUCCGCCGACGCGCCGUCGCCCGAAGCGCCGCGCGCGCCGCUGCCGCCCAUAUCGACGACACCGCCGCCGGCGCGGCCCGCCGGCGGCAAGUUUACACUGGCGGCGGCGCUGAGUCGCUUCCAGGAGGAGCUGCAGCAGAGCAUCGCGGCGCCAGCAGCGGGCGCAGUCACCGGCGCCGGCGCCACGGGCAGCGCCGCCACGGCCGCCGCCGCCGCGGGCACGGGAACUGUCGCGGCAGGGUCGCGCAGUGAGCUUGGCAGCGACCGCGGGUCGGAGUGGGCGGAACAGGGCAGCAGCAAUGGUGGCGGUGCUGGUGGCGGCGGCGGUGGCGGCUCCCGCCGAGUGCUUAACCGUGUGCUUCACCCGAACGCGGUGCCUCCUGCGGCCGCUGUUCAGCACCAUCAGCAGCAGCAACAGCAGCAGCAGGCGCAGUUCCAACAUCAGCAGCAGCUACACCAACACCAGCAGCAGCAACAGCAGCAACAGCAGCAACAGCUUCAGCUGCAGGCGCAGUUGCAGCAGCAGCAUCACCAACACCACCAGCAGCAGCAGUACCAGCAUCAGCAGUACCAGCAGCAUCUACAGCAGCAGUCGCAGAUGCAGAUGCUCCCGGAGAAUCCCGAGUCGGUCAUGCAGCAGCUCAUGAACAGCAACACACUCAUGUCGCCAGGCUCGGUACAGCAGUCCGCCGGCGGCUCAGGCCUGGGAGCACAGCAGGCACCGCACGGACCAGGAGGCGGCGGCGGCGGCGCGGGCGGCGGCGCUGCGGCGCAGCAGAUGCAGCAGGCCCAGAUGCAACAGCACAUGCAACAGCACCUGCAGCACAUGGCCCAGAUGCAUCACAUGGCGCACAUGCAGCAAAUGCAACAGAUGCAGCAGAUGCAGCAAAUGCAACAGGCGGCCGGCGGCGGCGGUGGCGGCGGCGCGGCUGGCCUCAUGGGCACAGGCAGCACGCGCGGCACGCGCCCCAGCGGCGAUGCCGGUGGCACCGGAUCCAGGCGGUACAGUAUGGACUACCUGUACGACGAGUUCUUCAGCAAUGCGCCCGUGCCGUACGACCUGUACGGCAACGCCGCGUUGCAGCACAUGGCGAGCGCCGCAGCCGCCGGCCUGGCCGGGCCUGGCGGCGGCGGCGUCAUGAAUGCGGCUGGCGGCGGCGCGUCGUCGGGCAUGCUCGAGAGCAGCGACGUAUCUGCUAGCACGGCCGCCGCGACGGCGGCGGCACAGGCAGCGUACAACCGCAGCAGCGCCGCUGCCGCUGCGGGCGCGAUGGGGCCGGGCCCGCCGCCGGUGCACAGCCGCAGCGUACGGCGCAACGUGUCUACGGAGUCGCUCCGCAUCCAGGCCGUGACGGCGGCGCAGCGCUCCAUGGAGGGCCGAGCUGCCGCCGCCGCCGGCGGCGCCGCUGGCAUGGCGCCGUCGCCCUUCAGCACCGGCGCGCGGCAGCCAUCGGGCUUCAGCGGCGGCGGCGUCAGCGGCAGUGGCGAGGGCGGCGGCGGCGGCGGCUCCAACCGCCUGCUGGCAGGCUAUCCCAACGCCAGCAGCGGCGCGCUCGGGCCGGGCUACGGCACCGGCGGCGUCGCCGGCGGCUUCGUGCCGUACUAUGCGCUGUUGUCAACGCCCGGCAGCCAGGUCGACGGCGGCGUCAUGCCGCUUGCCGAGCCGACGCUGGGGCAUGCCAGGCCAGAGGCCGCCGCCAGCGCAGCGGAGGCGGCAGCGGCAGCAGCGGCUGGCGCCGCCGCCAGCGCCGCAGGCACCACCGCCGCCGUCUUUGCUACCACAUCCAGGACGCUGUCGUCAAUGGGGCACAUGUCUGGCGUGUCAAGCACCAACGCCACACGCGGCACAAACCGCGUCGGUGGCACCCCCGGCGGCAUCGCCACGCCCGGUGGCGGCAUCCCUGGCGGCGCCAGCACGCCCGGCGGCGGCGCGGCCGCCACCAACUCGCCAUCACCCAACCCCAGCACGAUGGGCUCCAGCGUCGGCGCAACGGCCACAGGCGAGGAGAACGCGCUGCCCACCACUGCUGCCGGCAUCGGUGGCGCCGCCGCUGGCGCCGCCGCCGCCGCAGUCGACCGCAACGCCGCCAGCCGCCUCUUCUUGGAAACCGCCUCCAUGAGCGGCCCGAGCGGCACCACGACCGGAGGCGGAGGUGGCGGCGGCUCCACCACCGCCGGCCUUUCAUCCCCCGGCUCCGCCAUCGGCGGCGGCGGCGGAGCCGCCGGCCUGGACAUCAACCUUGGCGGCGGCCCGGGCCGCGGCACCAGCACCGACGCCGUACUUGCCGGGUUCAUGGAGUCCGUGCUGCGAAGCGGCGCCGCGGCGGCGCUGCUGGAUGACCUGGACCGAGUUAGCAGCGGCACCGCCACCACCGAGCUGGACACAGGCGCCGCCGGCGCGCUGGCGGCGGCGGCGGCGCACGGCUUGGCGAUCCUGGCACCGGCGGGGUCAGGCCCGCUGGCAGGCAGGCCGGGCUCCGCGGGAACCGGCGCCAGUAGCGUCGCUGGGCGGCCGUCCACUGCGGCGUCGAUUGCCAUGUCGACGGCAGCUGCCCGUGGCGGCGGCGGCGGUGGCGGCGGCGCAGCCGCCGCGCAGGCACAGCAGCAGGCGCAGCAGCAGGCCGCGGCGGCGAAUGCUGCUGCUGCCGCGGCGGCGGUAGCGGCUGGCGCCAGCGCGCUGCUUGGCAGCAAGCGCUCAUUGGAAGCGCUGAUGGCGUUCUGCGAUGAGUCAGGGCAGCCGCUGCUGCCGAUGCUACAGCCAGCAGAGGCGGCGCAGCUGCAGCAUAUGCUGCUACAGCAGCAGCGGGGCGCAUCGGCGUCGCCUGGCGGCGGGCAGGGCUUCGCGGCUACCGGCGCCGCUACGCCUGGCUUUCACCCGCCGGGCUCGGCAUCCUCAAUUCAAGCUUCUCAGCUGCCUUUGCACCUGCAGCAGCAUAUGGGCGGUGGCGGCGGCGCGAUGGGCGCUCUCAGCCAGCAGCAGCAGCUGACACUGCAGCAGCAGCUGCAGCAUCUUCAACUGCAGCAGCAAAUGGCGGGGCUGCAGGGGCACAGCCAGCAGCUGUCGCCGCAGCAGUACCUGCUGAACCCGCACCAGCAACACCAGCAGCACUCACCGCAGCAGCAGCAGCAGGCACAUGUUUAUCCAGGCGGUCUCGGGCAGGGCUCUGGCGGCCUGGGUGGCUCCGGCGGCGCAGGCGCAGGCUUCAGCGGCUGGGACAGCCUCAUGUCCUCUCAGAACUCCAUCAACGUACCCAACGCCGCAGCCCUGCUGUACCAGCUCAACCAACAGCAGCAGCAGCAGCAACAGCAGCGUGCUGACCAGCACCUAUAUGACUCGCAAUCGCACGCACAGCAGCUGGGCCCCGGCACGGCCCCCAGCACGGCCCCAGGCACGGGCACGGGCAUGGGCGCGGCUCCGCUGCAAUCCCUGGGAAUGGCCAUGGGCCUGCCACGUGCGCAGUACGGCACCGGGGAGGUGCUGCUGCUGGCGGCGGGCGGCUUAGUUAUUGUGUUUAACCUGGUGAUAAUCAUAUACGUGCUCAUCACCAUGCAGCUGCUGCUGGAGCAAGGCGGCAGCGGCAAGGCCGGCGGCGGCGGCGGCGCGGGGCCGGAGCUGUAGCUGGGCCCCGGGCUAAAGCUGUGGGGCAAGGCUGAGCUCGGCCCCGGGCUAAAGCUGUGAGGUGCUUGUUGCAUGUUUGAUGGGGCGUACAUGAGGAAAGGGGCUGAUGAGGUGUAGUUUGCGGAGUGGCGAUUUUAUAUAGAAACUGAGUCGCAUCACGGAAUGCGCACGGAUUUGCGGUGCGCCACAUAUUACGCAUGUUGCGGAACGGCGCUUGGGAGCUUUCCGCGGCGUGGCGGCAGGACCUCGGCGCCGCAUUGCAGACUUGGUUGACCCUUCCGGCUGAGCGGGAGGAUGGCGGGGACAACAUUAAUGGCCUGAAGCGUGGUGCUAGCGAGCGUUGAGGCCAACGCACCGGCGUGCCUUGAGACCGACAGGUGGUUGUGACUUCUUGUGGCAGCGCCGAUGGCGAUCAUGGGGCUGUACGCGGGAGACGAUCAGGCCGCGGUGUUGCGGCGGAGCUAAAGCCUCAGCGGCUCCGCCUUGGCAGGCUUAGUGCGGGGGGCAAGCCCACGAGUUCCCGUGCUUGCCGGGAUUGCAACAUAUUACAUGCCUUCGUGACUUCGAUGCAAAACGCUUGUGUACUUUCUACUGGGUCUACGUACGCAUUAGUUCCGCAACGCACGUCGAUUACUGGGUAAUUGGCUAUGGAGGGCCUGGCAGCACAUACCUUUAUAAACUGCUGGCCGUUAUCCACUGCGCAACGCUAACGACCUUGGGGGAUCCAAGGAGCUAAAAAUGAAUGCACAUUUUUGCACUGCGCGUGUCCGAGCAGACACGCUGACACCAGUGUGCGCAAUUGCUGUGUGCAUCCCCUACUUUGCUGACGCACGCAUGGGUGAUGUUGUCUGGCCUUCAAUCGCUGGUGCCUUGUCGCGUAUAAGGUUGGUGCGCUUGGUCGCCAGAGGGGGGGGGGCAAACGCGGAGCCGUGACCCCCGGGAGAGGGGGCUGUGAGCUUCCGAGGGGAGGCGACUGGAGCAGUAGCUGGGGACAGCUGUACUCGAAGUUGAUUGGGGUGUUGCUGAGCAACAUGGUGACGUGUGUGUGUGUGUGUGACAGCUCAGAUACUUUUAACGCUGCCCUACAUCCGUGCACCUCUGCGACUGCUUGAGGGAUUUGUAAUGGGCUGCCCUU
This is a messenger RNA of Chlamydomonas reinhardtii, 9201 nucleotides long. RefSeq lists its product as uncharacterized. The record is from RefSeq and is a predicted model, not a curated record. Gene Ontology annotation, biological process: regulation of transcription by RNA polymerase II. Bases 486 to 8066 code for a protein of 2526 amino acids. The transcript has 6 exons. Gene Ontology annotation, cellular component: SAGA complex. Gene Ontology annotation, molecular function: transcription coregulator activity. Lineage: Eukaryota; Viridiplantae; Chlorophyta; Chlorophyceae; Chlamydomonadales; Chlamydomonadaceae.